Molecule: messenger RNA, 1455 nt
Organism: Closterium sp. NIES-67
Lineage: Eukaryota; Viridiplantae; Streptophyta; Zygnematophyceae; Desmidiales; Closteriaceae
Source: the annotation of a GenBank genome assembly
UGUUCGCCUCCCAAUUUCUAACGGCCGUUUUCCCGCAUCGGCUGUUCCGCUCUAUUUGCCUAAUCUCUGUGGAUACUGCGCCUGCAGAACUGGGCUUUUGUCUUCGCGCUUCGGGUGAUAUACACACCCGAGAUGUUUACGCAUCCUCCUCCACUUUCCAGUCAAGUCGUUUUAGGCAUGGCUGCUUCUGGAAUGGGGUCGUCCAACCACGGUAACCACCUCCAGAGCGGAUCGACACUGUUAGGUUCGAUUCCUGUAUCUUCUCGCGUACAAUCUUCUGGCGACGACUUCACGGAGGAAGACAUUUGGUCGGUAACGGAUUCUGAUAACCCAUCCGACGGACUCGUCAGGGUUUCGUUACAUGACCAAGGCGUACCGUCAAUGCGUCUUAAUAACCGCAUCAGGCCUGAAGCAGACACGAACCAAGCUCAAGGGCUCGCGAUCCUUUCGUCAGACAUUCUGUCUUUCGGACAGCGUCCUGCGGGAGACAUUGUCAAGCCGACUGGAGUUAACCCAGUCGUUAUUCCAACGGUUCACAGCCAUCUGGACCAUCUAAAGUCGAGGCUUUCUCAGGGACACCACCGUGCCUCCGCUCCUGUGAACGUUCCUGACUGGAGUAAAAUAACCGGCAGAUCGUCAAAACCGUCUCAUUGGAUGGCGAACGACGAUCCCGAGGAUGACGCUGAUGACGCCAUGGUUCCUCCGCACGAGCUUGCAGCGAGGAAUAUAUCCCCGACAAUGUGCUUCUCGGUUCACGAAGGAGUUGGAGGGACGUUACGAGGCAGAGAUCUGGCUCGCGUACGAACGGCUAUUCUGCAGAAGACGGGUUUCAUCGACUCCUAACGUCCCGCUUCUGCCUCUGCUUUUGCUUCGGACGCUCCUUCACAUCUUCCAACGGCAUUCUCCGACGGUGUCUCUCAGAAACGACUGGACCAGGGGUGUGUCUGUUUUGAAGUCAUUAUUUAAUGGGUACCUAAUGCCGUGAGUUAUUCCCGUUCACUGGCAUGCAGGUGACUUCCCGUAGGGAAAGCCCGGCCUGCUUUAUGCAAGACCCCGAGUUUAAACAGUUAUUUAUCUCGCGAUUGGGCAACUGGCCGUGCCUGCACGUGCUGUGCAAGUCUCAGGGAAUGAGGUGGUUGGUUCCUUGCCCUCCCAAGGAGUGCAAAGACUACCUACCAUAGGUGCUUCGCUUCCACCUAUCCCGGCUAAUGUGUUGGGUUCUGCUUUUCAGGUCCCAUCCCAGAUUACUUCUCAACCUGGGAUUGUCAAAAUUACCGGUAUUGAAGCCUUACUGGUGUCUGGACACUGAUUUCGUAGUCCAAGUCUGAGAAGUGUAGAGUAGCUGUGGCAUAGAUGAUCUAGUUGAUGUGUUUCAUUCGUUCCACGAUGUGCAAUGUGCACCUUGUGCAGGCACUAGUGUCUCAUUGAGAAAGCACACUAACACAGAUACUAAAU